CGAUUAAUAAGGACUUUUCCCAGCUCGAGACGGUGCCGCAGGGCGGCGCGCGCGGAAGCCACUUUGCUUCUGGGCGCUGCCAGUCCCACGUACGGGUCGGAGCGAGGGACAAAAUUCAAGCUUCAGGGGCUGUUCGGGCGAGGUGCCCCUCCCCAGGCGUUGAUUUUAUUCCGGCCCGGCUGGACUCCCCAUGCUGCGAUGGCUGAUGGGAGGCGGCCGGGAGCCGCAGGGACUCUCCGAGAAAUCGUCUGUGCAGAGCUUAGGUGAAGAACAAAUACAGAAUCCCUACACUGAACUCCUUGUACUGAAAGGUCAUCAUGAUAUAGUGAGAUUUCUAGUACAAAUAGAUGAUUGCAGAUUUGCAUCUGCAGGAGAUGAUGGAGUUGUAUUUCUGUGGAAUGCUCAGACUGGAGAAAAGUUAUUUGAGCUGCAUGGACACACACACAAAAUUACAGCCAUUGCAGCAUUUCCUUCAUCUGGUGCUUGUGAAGAAAAAAAUCAUUUGAUCUUAACGGCAUCUGCUGAUAGGACAGUUAUUGUUUGGGAUUGCAAUAGUGGCAGGGAAGUUCAGAAAGUGUCAUGCUUCCAUUCCACUGUAAAGUGUUUGACAGUUCUUCAAAGACUGGAUGUAUGGUUAUCUGGAGGGAGUGAUCUAUGUGUUUGGAACAGAAAAUUAGAUCUCUUGUGUAAGACCAGUCAUCUCACUGAUGCAGAUAUCAGUGCUUUGGUUGAAUUGCCUAAAAACUGUGUUGCAGCAGCAGUUGGCAAAGAGUUGAUAAUUUUUAGGUUGGUAGUUUCCACAGAGGGAUCUGAAGGUUGGGAUGUCCUUGAAGUAAAACGCCUGGCUGACCAUCAAGAUAAUAUCCUCUCAUUGGUCAGUGUCAAUGAUUUGACUUUUGUGACUGGCUCUCAUGUGGGUGAGCUGAUAGUCUGGGAUGCAUUGAAUUGGAUAAGUCAAGUAUGCGACUGCAACACAUGGGACCCGUCUUUCCACACAGUCACACAACAAGAAAUUAAAUUAUCACAAAACCAACAUGAAGUUUCAAUUCAGCAUUUAACAUCUGAUGCGGAGUGUGUGUUUGCUGCUGUUGGGAAGGGCAUAUAUGUUUAUAACCUUCAAAUGAAGCGUGUGAUUGCCUGCCAGAGAACUGCUCAUGACUCCAUUGUAUUGCACAUUGCAAGACUUCCAAACAGGCAGCUGGUAUCAUGCUCAGAAGAUGGCAGUGUUCGCAUUUGGGAACUACGUGAAAAGCAGCAGCUUCCAGCUGAGCCUGUUCCAACAGGUUUGUCUAUAGCUCCAGAGAGAAUUGGUUAUAUAAAAAUGGUGUUCAACAAAUACCCACCCACCUAUGGACCCCAAAGUUGACCGUACAAAACUAGAAGCUCCAGAGCAUAGCAUAAAAAAAAUGAAACUCUGACAUGCUUGCAGUAGGGGCAGCUUUCACGGAAAAUGUUGUUUUUCCUUUAUUCUCUCUCCCUCGGAAUUUAUAAGCAAAGAUACCAGCUGACUGAAAGUCUUGAUAUGCAUAGCCUCACCUAGAAAGUUCCUGCAUUGAGCUCUGGCCAGGUAGCCCCCUGUACACUGAGGAGCCCUGUUGAAGUCACUGGGGUUCCAUCUCGUUGCAGAGAUCCACCACACAGACUCCCCUUCGAGUUUUUGUGCUUCCUUAGGGUCUUUGCUGAAACUGAGUGAGUAUAUUUAAGCCCGUUUCUCUGUUCAUAGAAUAUUCACCAGCAGAUCACAGCUUCCUCAGAGAGUCAUGCUAACUUAUUUUUAAUU
This is a messenger RNA of Gopherus flavomarginatus (Mexican gopher tortoise), 1780 nucleotides long. RefSeq names its product WD repeat domain 41 (gene WDR41). Lineage: Eukaryota; Metazoa; Chordata; Testudines; Testudinidae. The record is from RefSeq and is a predicted model, not a curated record. Gene Ontology annotation, biological process: regulation of autophagy. Bases 191 to 1366 code for a protein of 391 amino acids. Gene Ontology annotation, cellular component: lysosomal membrane. The transcript has 11 exons. Gene Ontology annotation, molecular function: protein binding.